UAUUGCAUUACAGUUUACUAAGUGAACUAGCUCGCAGUAGUGAAAUCAAAACCGGAAGAUAUGGUGGAAAAACUUCAAAUAGGAAUACCGGAAGCCUGUCGGAUGCUGUUGAUCUUCACAAUUUUUACUGUUGUGCUGGCAACCAACAAUCUUCCUGAAAACAGGACUAUAUUAAAUCAAUAUUUCCCACUAACCAUAGUUCACAACAAUGAUUUUCAUGCGAGAUUCGAGGAAAUUAACGGGAAAUCUAAAAAUUGCACCGAAGCCGAAAGAGAAAAGGGAUUGUGCGUUGCCGGAGUUGCUAGGCUUUCUACCACGAUAAAAUCUCUGCUUAAGCAGUACAAAUGUAAGAACGCCAUCUACCUCAACGCUGGUGAUAACUUUCAGGGCUCCCUGUGGUUUAGUUUGCUGCGAAAGGACCCGUACCUGGAUUUGUUUCGACAAUUGAGCCCGACUGCAAUGACCUUAGGUAACCACGAGUUUUCCGAAAAUUCAAAUGAUUUGGCGGAGUACAUACGAUCGCUGAAGGCAGUCGGGAUUCCGACUGUUGUUGCCAACCUCAAGCUGAACGGGGAGCGUUCGUUGAGUGAAGGCGAUAUUCCCAGUUCAAUUACUCUGAAAUACCCGCAACGCAACGUGUCUAUCAUAGGAGUAUUGUACGAUCAAACUCAUAACAUCGCUAGAACGGGAAAAAUAACUUUUUCCGACGCAGUGGCAGCAGUAAUCGAGGAAGCACAGAAAUUAAAAGCUCAGAAUUUGCAUCAAAUCAUAGUGUUGUCGCAUUGCGGUAUCGACGUGGACAUGAAAAUUGCUGCAGAGGCAGGUCAUCUCAUCGAUAUGAUUGUUGGGGCGCAUACCCAUUCAUUUCUGUAUCCGUCCGAUUCGAAAGUCCCUUACGAUGCUACGAACGAUGUCAUCGAAGGUGACUAUCCACUGAUCGUCACCAGCGCUCAAGGAUCCCGGAAAAUUCCUAUUGUUCAGGCAAAAUCUUUCGGGAAAUAUGUCGGCCGGAUAACGUUGUACUUCGACAGAAACGGAGAUAUCGAGUUCUGGGAAGGCGCUCCGGUUUAUGUUAAUGGAUCCGUAGAACCAGACCCGAUCAUCGCCAAAACUAUGCAGCAAUGGCGAGAAAAGAUGUGGAACCUUGGAAUGACCACCGUAGGUGAAACGAAGGUUCAACUGAAUCGUGCUCCGUGUAGAUCAUUAGAAUGCUCCCUUGGGACUGUAACUGCGGAUGCCUUCGUUUAUCAAUGGACAAACGAAACUUUCAAGCCAUUGGGGUUUGUGCAAGGAGGAACUUUCAGAAAUUCUAUUCCCAUUGGUCAUAUAACGAACGGACACAUUCUGGAGGCAUCACCGUUUGGAUCAACAGUUGAUUUGGUUCAGAUGAAGGGCGAAGACAUGUGGAGUGUGGCCGAGCAUUCCUUAACCCUUGACGUCGAAAACCGUACCAAUUGCCUGCAGGUGUCAGGGAUGAGGAUCAGAUUCGACCCUACACAGCCUCCCUACAAACGUUUGAUUUCUUUUGACGUUUCAACGGGACAGCAGGAAUCGUUUGAAAGUUUAGAUCUCAAAGCAAGUUACUACGUCGCGGUUUCGUCCUUCGUGGCUGCCGGCAGGGAUGGUUUUGUUUGGAUGAAAAAUGCUACGGCUCUGGGCGUGGGACCAGUUGACACCGAUGUCAUUAAGAACUACAUCAUUCACCGCAAGGUUAUAGAAUCCGUGCCAAUAGGUAGAGUUCAAAUUUGUGGAGUCAACUGGGAUUGCGAGACCGAUGUAGCCCUCCCUUUGAACGAAGAAGGGAUGCCAUUAUCAAAGAAAUCUUAAUUCUUUAAUUUUCGAUAAAAUUUUAUGAUAAAUUUAUGUAGCUUUAUCUCCAUUCAUGUAUUAAAGUAUAUUUAGAUUGAAUAUAAAACAUGGUCAAUAAUAAACACUUUUAGCUGUA
Uranotaenia lowii is the source of this 1945-nucleotide messenger RNA. RefSeq names its product apyrase-like. Gene Ontology annotation, cellular component: plasma membrane. Gene Ontology annotation, biological process: AMP catabolic process. NCBI's taxonomy places the organism in Eukaryota, Metazoa, Arthropoda, Insecta, Diptera, Culicidae. The transcript is spliced from 6 exons. The coding region runs from base 61 to 1827 and encodes 588 amino acids. Gene Ontology annotation, molecular function: 5'-nucleotidase activity. The record is from RefSeq and is a predicted model, not a curated record.